Psylliodes chrysocephalus is the source of this 1995-nucleotide messenger RNA. The record is from the annotation of a GenBank genome assembly. NCBI's taxonomy places the organism in Eukaryota, Metazoa, Arthropoda, Insecta, Coleoptera, Chrysomelidae.
AUGGCUAGGGCUAAGAAGAAUAAUAUCCAGAAUCAAAGAUCUAAAGAGUGUAUGAGAAAAUUAAGGCAAAGAAUAAAGAACGACCCUAUCUUAUAUGAAGAGCAGAAACAAUAUACUCCACCUGGGACUCCGAUAUUAUUUGACCAUGGUAGAGAUGUUGCAGGGCCAUCCAGGCAAUCUGUUUCAGGAAAGAGAAUCCAAAGGAGAAAUAGAGAUGAACUUAAGAAAAAAAUCAAGGUUCUAGAAGAAAAGUUGCGAAAAUCAGAUAAACGAGUUAGAAAAUAUAAAAAAAGGUUAAGUCGAAAGGCAAAGCAAGAUCCUGAUACCCCCAAAAAGAAAGUGAAAAAGAUGCUUUUUAAACAACAAGUAACGCCAGAAGUUAAAAGAAAUUUACUCGCCGGAGAAGCUCUGAAAGAACAAAUAAAAAUUAAUUUUAAGGAACAAAAGAAAGGUGUUGAGAAAAGAAAUGUUCUCAAUAAUAUUACAGGAAAAGUAAUAAAAAAGUACAAGUUUAAAAAUUUGUUGGGUCAAAUUACUUCUAGAAGAGGAAUGGAUUCCAGAAGGGCCUCUAAUGAAAGAAAAGCUGUUCUGUUCAAAAUUAAACAAAAAAUUCAAACAUUCUUUGAAGUAGGUAAAAUCAGCAGAAUGUGUCCUGGCAAAAAGGACACUAUUACAUUUCGGAAAGCAAAAAAACAGAAGAGGUACCUAAAUGACAGUUUAAAAAAUAUCUAUGAAGAUUUUAAAAAGACCUAUCCAAGAAUUACUAUAAGUUAUUCCAGUUUCUGCAAACUUCGACCUUUUUGGGUUGUUUUUCCUACAGCUCAAAAAAGAGAAACAUGUUUGUGUAUAUUACAUGAUAACUUUGAAUUAUUAACAACUAAAUUAAAAUCGUCAAAAAUUUUAGUAUCUGGUAUGCCUACAAAUGUAAUUAAAGAGAUUUGUUGUGAUGUGAGAAAUGAAAAUUAUUUAUUAAGAGUUUGCAAAGAUUGUUUGGGAAAUGAAAUAAAGAUUUUAGAUUUUAACAAAGAGGAAGUUAUUAGUUACGAAAAGUGGAUCACUAAAAAAGUAGAAAUAAGUAUUAAAGGAGAGACAAAGAUGUGUCAGAAGACAAUUAAAGAAAAAGUAGAAUGUAAGAAGGAGGAAGCCGUUAAUCACUUUAAAAAAUUAGUUCCUAGCUUUCUGAAACAUACUCAAAAUAUAGUGCACCAAUACCAUGCAAUUGACGUUAUAAAAAAGCAACUUGCUGUUGAUGAGGUUCUUAUACACAUCGAUUUUUCGGAAAAUUACGGCUGCAAAUAUGGAAAAGAAAUACAAUCCGCCCAUUUUGGAGGGUCCAAGCAGCAGAUUAGUAUGCAUACAGUAAUUAUUUAUUAUAAAAAAAAAAAUGCACCUGACAUGAAAAACGUGUCCCUUUGCACUAUGUCUGAGAAUCUUAGACAUGAUCCGUCGGCCAUUUGCGCACAUUUACAACCCGUUUUCGAUGAAGUUCAGCAUCUCGUUCCAAAUUUAAGAACAAUCAAUUUUUUGAGCGACGGGCCUAGCACCCAGUAUAGAAAUAAAAAGAUGUUUUUCUUCAUGGCCAAAUAUAUUUCCAAUGCAGUCGGAGCCGAACAAUUAAGAUGGCACUAUUCAGAACCAGGUCACGGCAAAGGUGCACCAGAUGGUGUGGGUGGUUGCCUUAAAAAAAUGGCAGACAGGUUGGUAUCCCAUGGUAAAGACAUACCGAAUUUUGAUAUAUUCCUUAAAGAGCUUACCGAAAAUUGUCGUGGUAUUAAAUGCAUUCCUAUAGCAUCGCAAAGAAUUUCUGAGAUGAACUCUCUAUUACCAGAAAAUUUUAAACCUUUUAAAGGGACUAUGGCCAUCAGAGAAUUGGCUUGGCAUAAGCAUAAACCAGAUAUCAUGUACGCUAGAACACUUACCUGUGUUGGUUGCAAUGUAAACAUUGAAUGUCCUCAUUAUGGAUUGGGCAUCACUAUAACUAUAUGCUCUCGAUAG